Schistosoma curassoni is the source of this 3080-nucleotide messenger RNA. Lineage: Eukaryota; Metazoa; Platyhelminthes; Trematoda; Strigeidida; Schistosomatidae. The record is from the annotation of a GenBank genome assembly.
AAUCAAAGGUGUUAAUUUGAUCUUUGACGUUACGCAAUGGCUAGUAUUUUGCUCCUCAUUAAACUUAUUGGUAUCAUAGUGCUAAAGGUUACUAGUAACUUCUUGUAUAUCGUCAUUUCAUGCUUCAGGAAAAUCUACAAUGGAUUGAAAGACGGAUUACUGUUAAAACGUACUUAUAACAGAAACGAAUGGAAACCGGUGAGUUCAGUUAGCAGACUUGGAGUCGUUGUGAUUACUAACCAUCACAUUCAAAAACAAGAACCUCAAGAUGAGUAUUCAAGUGAUGCUAUUUCAAGAUCUCUAAAAAAUCCGUCCUUAUUUGAAAGAGUCCUUGGUGAAAAUUCGGUCGGUGUUAUUGUUUCAUGGGUAGCUAACUGCAUUCAAAAGAAAGCUCUCGGAAUUUCGAUCAAGAAUACAGAUUUAAUACUGGUGUACACUAAAACAAGGAAUAGUCUAUACGAUCUCAACAAAUGGCUUAACGUCUUGCCUAAUCAUAACUACUCAAAACCUCACUUUGCAAAUAAUCAUAAUAAGAUUAAAGAAUCAGAUUCAUACAGCUGUAUUCUUUCGUCAACUCGGAGUAACUUAAGUCGUAAACAUAACUUGGAAGAUCCUCGUAUUUAUUGCUCCUAUGGUCAGCUUUACAAUCGUCUGUUCUCGUAUAGUUUUCGAAGUUUAAGUACUAUCAACCAUGCUUCCAAUCUGAAAAACAAAUUACUCUUGAAAUUUCAAUAUAUUUCUUCUGAGAAAGAAGAUUGCUCAGACUUACUUGAAGUUGGUCUACAAACAGCAUUAAAAGCUAAUUUAGACUACAUAAUUUUUAUUAAUCCACGUGCAAUGAAUUUGAGUGAACAUUUACUUACUGAAACUAUUCAACUAUUGUCCAAUAAAAACGAAAAUUGUCAGGUUGACUUUGUGCUAGGUAUUACUAAACCUUGUUCAAGAAGUUUACGAACUGACACUGAUGUUAAUACAUAUCGAAGAAAAUCAUCAAAUGGUUUAUAUCUAUUCGGUUUAAAAGGUGAACAACAUUAUAUAAUGUCCAAUAUCAAAUCAAUUUGUGCUAAUUUGGAAUGGUCAUCUAUAAAUGCAGCAGAUAUUCUAUAUAGAAAUAUUUAUCACUCUUUACCAAAUAAAAAUUUGGUAUGUUUACGUAAAAGAUUAGAGGAGGUGUCUGAACCACUGGAUCUUAUCAACGUACAACAGUCUACUGGAUUAUUGUGUGAGGAUGUACUUAACGAUUCAGUAACUGUGAUUAUUCCCAUGGGUUAUGGCCAUCCAGAUGAUUGUAUUGAUUCUGAAGACAUUGAAUUAGUCGAUGUGAAAUUUUCAAGAUCAUUAGCUUAUACAAUUGAACUAGCAGUACAUAAUGCUUCGGGUAAAAGACAAAUAGAGGUUAGAGGUACUUUUUGUCACACUAUUAUUCUUUUAAUCUCAUAUGCUUUACAGCCUCCAAAUGCCCUGGUACGGCCGAGGAUGGGGAGAUCUCGCUUUCUCGAAAUGCCCUUACAUGGCCUCGGAUAUACAGCUACUGUCAGGGAAGCCCUCGUGGCGAGGGUGUUGGUUACGAAAUUGAGAGUACGAAAAGUGAAUGUCUGGCGCUUUAACCGGGUCGGUGGAUAUGGAUGAUCCACCUAAGGGAUUUGGAAGGCCCUGGUUCCGAACCGAUAGUGUACACGGGCUCCAGUAUCCUGAGAGAGCAAAUCGCGUAUGAACCUACUGUUGGUCACUGGCUACCAUGAGACUGUAUCUCCUGACGUCGCUCCACUGCCUUGUGGAUAAGACUUUUAGGUCAAAGGGUUGGGGAGUGACCCCAUAAGAAAAUCAUCUGCUUCGGUCUGGGCACCCGGGAAGUAUCUCAGUCCUCACACAAAUCGAACGAUUUAUGUGGCGCAUAUCUUUUUGGUGCCUCCUUGUACCAAAGUUAAUGUGUUUAAAUAAACAAAUAAAAUAAAUUGCUCACCCACCUGUCAAUGUGUGAUGCAAUGUGAAUAGAAUACGCACAUUCGAAAUACUCAGUGAACACUAUAAUUUUUGUAACAUUAAAACUCAUAAAGGUCUGGGACUAGACUUUUAUAUUCAGAAAAGAUUCAAUGAGUUAAUCUGCAAUUAUACUUGAACUGGGCCUUCUUAGAAUUUUUAUCACACCAUACAUUUUAGAUGUUCUCCAAAUAUUCCAAGACUAUCGCUUUAGUUAUUCCAUUUUUGUAUUGGUUGAUUGAAUCUCCCCGUUGAUGGUUAGGACUGCAAUUGACUAGUCUCUUAUUGCUAUAUGUGCAUCCUGUGCGGAUUGCCUCGAUAUUGCCUUCAGUCACAAGUAUAAUGAGUAGAGAUGAUGGGGCUAGCAGUGGAACAGUACUGGGUUCGAGUCCCGGGAUGAACAUUAACUAUGAGAUGCAGGCACAUCCAGCUGACGAGUUCCUAAUAGGACGAAACGCUCAUCCUGGACUGUUUGGGCUAGGCGCGAAGUUGUUGUACAAAGGAGUUGAAUCAAGGCUGCUAGUGCUGGCUGACUUGUUAUCGGCUUGUCACGGGGACAAGGUCAUAGAAGUCGAUAAUCUGAUUGGCGAUUUUGUCACGUGAUAUUUUAUGGGCCACAGAGCUUAACAGGUUCGUUCACAAUUUUCAUUCAAUAUUCUAUUGAAGGAUGAGAUUUCAGGGGAAAUUUAUAGAAAAAAUUAGUGUCAGUAAUAAAGUGUUUUUCUGAAGUCUGAUUAAAUUUAGAACAUAACUUCAUAUCUUAACAAAUCAAUCAAAAAGUGUGUCAAUACUACUUUGAUAUCAUUUUCAGUUGGAUUUUGGAAUUCAAGUGUACUUAAGGAAGUAAGUAUAUUAGGUUGAAGAAUAAGAAAGGUUUCUUACAAGGUUUUCUAAACAUCUUCCUUGGAAUCUAUACUUAAAAAGAAACAGUAUCUUCCUUACAUAUGAACAUUGAACAUUUCAUGUCUAAUGGAUAUAAAGUGAAUAUCUCAGUAGCCAUUAAAAUAAGUAAAAAUGGCAAAUAACAAACAUCAUCUUUACUUCAUUUUUACAAAAGACCAUGACUUACCAAAUUUUUUAGAAUCGAUUUGUACAUAGAG